AUGUACACAUCGUGUGUGGUUGUUUCUCCUCAAGAACUCCAUUUCAAAGCAUCAGAGUCAGUCUUUAUCUGUUACCAGUCCCACAAACUGCCUGUAUAUACACUGAGUAUACCAAACAUUAACACCUUCCUGAACCCUGCACUGAGGAUACAAAACAUUAUGAACCAUGCACUAAUAAAAAUUAGUAAGAUGACAUUCAUAUUCUGACAGUCUCCGAAAUUCACUUAGAUAAUACCUUUGAAACAGUGGUAGCAAUAAAUGGUUAUAAGAUCUACAGAAAAUACAGAAAUGCCAAAGGUGGAGGUGUGGCUGUUUUUUGUAUUCAGAACCACAUUCCUGUAAAGCUUAGAGAGGAUCUCAUGUUAAAUACUGUUGAGGUAAUAUGGCUACAGGUUAAUCUGCCUCACCUAAAGCCCAUUCUGGUGGGCAGCUGCUAUAGACCAAGUGCGAACAGUCAGUAUCUGGAUAACGUGUGACAUGCUUGAUAAUGUAUGUGAUAUCAAUAGAGGUAUAUUUUCUGGGUGAUUUUAAAUAUUGACUGGCUUUCAUCAGGCUGCCCACUCAAGAGAGAGCUUCAAACUGUAACUAGUGCCUGCAUCCUGGUUCAGCUUAUCAAUCAAUCUACCAGGGUAGUUACAAACAGUACAGGAAUGAAAUCAUCAACAUGUAUUAAUCAUAUAUUUUCUAAUGCUGCAGAAAUUUGUUUGAAAUCAGUAUCCAAAUUCAUUGGAUGUAGUGAUCACAAUAUAGGAGCCUUAUCUAGGAAAACCAAAGUUCCAAAGGCUGGGCCUAAUAUUGUGUAUAAGAGGUCAUACAAUACGUUUUGUAGUGAUUCCCAUGUUGUUGAUGUGAAGAAUAUUUGUUGGUCCGUGGUGUGUAAUGAUGAGCAACAAGAUGCUGCACUUGACACAUUUAUGAAAUUGCUUAUCCCAGUUACUAAUAAGCAUGCACCCAUUAAGAAAAUGACUGUAAAAACUGUUAAAUCCCAGUGGAUUGAUGAGAAAUUGAAAAAUUGUAUGAUUGAGAUGGAUGAGGCAAAAUAGAUGGCAAAUAGGUCUGGCUGUAUAACCGAUUGGCAAACGUACUUCAAAUUGAGAAAUCAUAUGACUAAACUGAAUAAAAAGAAACUACACUAUGAAACAAAGAUAAAUGACAUCAAGAAUGCUAGUAAAAAGCUUUUGAGCACCUUAAAUGACAUUUUUGGCAAAAAGGCAAACUCCGCUCCAUCAUUCAUUGAAUCAGAUGGCACAUUCAUCACAAAACCCACUGAUAUUGCCAACUAUUUAAAUGAUUUUUUCAUUGGCAAGAUCAGCAAACUUAGACAUGACAUGCCAGCAACAAACGCUGAUACUACACAUCCAAAUAUAUCUGACCAAAUUAUGAAAGACAAGCUUUGUAAUUUUUUAUUCCGUAAAGUAAGUGUGGAAGAGGUGAAAAAAGUAUUGUUGUCUAUCAACAAUGACAAGCCACCGGGGUCUGACAACUUGGAUGGAAAAUUACUGAUGAUAAUAGCGGACGAUAUUGCCACUCUUUUUUGCCAUAUCUUCAAUUUAAGCCUACUAGAAAGUGUGUGCCCUACCUAAGAAUAGUAAAGCCCCCUUAACUGGCUCAAAUAGCCAACCAAUCAGCCUGUCAACAACCCUUAGUAAACUUUUUGAAAGAAUGGUGUUUGACCAGAUACAAUGCUAUUUUUCAGUAAACAAAUUGACAACAGACUUUCAGCAUGCUUAUAGGGAAGGGCAUUCAACAAGCACAGCACUUACACAAAUGACUGAUUGGCUGAGAGAAAUUGAUGAUACAAAGAUUGGGGGAAGUCUAACAAAACAUACUGUUUUGUUAGACUUCAGUGCGGCUUUUGACAUUAUUGAUCAUAGUCUGUUGCUGGAAAAACGUAUGUUUUAUGGCUUUACACCCCCUGUUAUAUUGUGGAUAAAGAGUUACCUGUCUAACAGGACAGAGGGUGUUCUUUAAUGGAAGCCUCUACAACAAAAUCCAGGUGUAAUCAGGAAUUCCCCAGGGCAGCUAUCUAGGCCCGUUACUUUUUUCAAUCUUUACUAAUGACAUGCCACUGGCUUUGAGUAAAGCCAGUGUGUCUAUGUAAGCGGAUGACUCAACACUAUACCCGUCAGCUACCACAGCGACUGAAAUGAUUGACAUGCAUAUAUUUAUUCCACAUCAAGUAACUCAUGCCAGCAGUAAAAUUAGAUUUAUGAAACAGAUAAAAAUACACUUUAUGGAACAGCGGGGACUGUGAAGCAACACAAACAUAGAUGCAUGCAUACAAACACAUGAUAACAUACGCACUAUACACACAUACACAUGGAUUUUGUGUUAUAGAUAUGUGGUAGUAGAGUAGAUGCCUGAGGGCACACACUUAAUAUGUUGUAAAAUGUAUAACUUUAUCUCCAGUAUUUUCCACAACUUGUCAAAUGUAUUCCACGCAUCUGACUUCCCCUUUACCUUCUUAGCAACCAGUAAACAUUCUGAGUUUCGAGUUUAUUUUUCACGUCCUCUGCAUCCAUUUUGCUGUCACGUGUUACGGUGUUAGGAGUUUAUAACCAAUUUAUUGAUGUGAUCAUGAUAUGCGCUUGGUCAGGCCCUAUUGGUCACGUGCAUGCAUUGCAUACAGUGCAUUAUGAAAGUUUUCAGGCCCCUUCCCCUUUUCCACAUUUUGUUACGUUACAACUUUAUUCAAAAAUUGAUUAAUAAAAAAAAAAUACUCAUCAAUCUACACACAAUACCCAAUAAUGACCCAUGCGAAAACAGGUUUUUAGAAAUGUUUGCAAAAAAUAAAAAACAGAAAUACCUUAUUUACAUAAGUAUUCAGACCCUUUGCUAUGAGACUCGAAAUUGAGCUCAGGUGCAUCCUGUUUCCAUUGAUCAUCCUUGAGAUGUUUCUACAACUUGGUUGGAGUCCACCUGUGGUAAAUUCAAUUGAUUGGACAUGAUUUGGAAAGGCACACACCUCCCACAUUUGACAGUGCAUGUCAGAGCAAAAACCAAGCCAUGAGGUCGAAGGAAUUGUCCAUAGAGCUCCUUGACAGGAUUGUGUCGAGGCACAGAUCUGGGGAAGGGUAGCAUAUAAUGUCUGCAGCAUUGAAGGUCCCCAAGAACACAGUGGCCUCCAUCAUUCUUAAAUGGAAGAAGUUUGGAACCACCAAGACUCUUCCUACAGCUGGCCGCCCGGGCCUUUUAGAGCAAUCGGGGGAGAAGGGCCUUGAUCAGGUUGGUGACCAAGAACCCGAUGGUCACUCUGACAGAGCUCCAGAGUUCCUCUGUGGAGAUGGGAGAACCUUCUAGAAGGACAACAAUCUCUGCAGCACUCCACCAAUCAGGCCUUUAUCAUAGAGUGGCCAGACGGAAGCCACUCCUUAGUAAAAGGCACAUGACAGCCCGUUUGGAGUUUGCCAAAAGGCACCUAAAGACUCUCAGACCAUGAGAAACAAGAUUCUGUGGUCUGAUGAAACCAAGAUUGAACUCAAUGUCCUGAAUGCCAAGCGUCAAGUCUGGAGGAAACCUGGCACCAUCCCUACGGUGAAGCAUGGUGGUGGCAGCAUCAUGCUGUGGGGAUGUUUUUCAGGAUCAAGGGAAAGAUGAACGGAGCAGAGUACUUGAUGAAAACCUACUCAGGACCUUAGACUGGGGUGAAGGUUCACCUUCCAACAGGACAACAACCCUAAGCACACAGCCAAGACAACGCAGGAGUGGCUUCGGGACAAGUCUCUGAAUGUCCUUGAGUGGCCCAGACAGAGCUCUGACUUGAACCCGAUCGAACAUCUCUGGAGAGACGCUUCCCAUCCAACCUGACAGCGCUUGAGAAGAUCUGCAGAGAAAAAUGGGAGAAACUCCCCAAAUACAGGUGUGCCAAGCUUGUAGCGUCAUACCCAAGAAGACUCGAGGCUGUAAUCGCUGCCGAAGGUGCUUCAACAAUGUACUGAGUAAAGUGUCUGAAUACUUAUGUAAAUAUAAUAUUUCAGUUUUUGUUAUUAUAAAUUUGGCAAAAAAAUAUAGAAACUUUUGCUUUGUCAUUAUGGUGUAGUGUGUGUAGAUUGAUGAGGGGGGGGAAAACAAUGUAAUACAUUUUAGAAUAAGGCUGUAAUGUAACAAAAUGAGGAAAAAAAUCUGAAUACUUUCCAAAUGCACUGUACACGUGUCACGUAUAGAGAGCAAGGGAAUAGGAAAUGUUUUUCCUGAACAAAUGAGGGAUUUUGGUAACAACUUUUCAGUCAGAAAUGUCUUAAUUAUGUGGCAGCUUCAGCAACACGGACAGCGUGAUACACACUGUUGAUGUUCUGUGGUGGUCGCUGCAGCAGGGAGGAGAGAGAGAGACAGCGGGUGCUAGUCACAGUCACUCGCUGUUUUUUUUUUUUUUUUUUUACAUAGCUCAGCAAGUCGGAGCCAGGCCCAGCCUCCCUCUAGUCAUUUGUGUCUUAAUUAUUUCAUCAAACAGUUUGCUUAAAGCAUCAGACAAGCUCUGUGCAUAUAGUAUAAUUGAUUAAAACAUAUAGGAUGUGUCUAUAUAUGGAAAAAUACACGUUUUAAAAUUUCGAUUGGUCGAAAGAACAGACUCUUGGUCGACAAAUAUUUGUUUUGUCGGGGCAGCCCUAGUUGUUACAUUGGUGAGUAAAAGCUCAUGCUUCCUACCUUUAAAACAAUAUACUCUACAAGUACAUCAAAUUUAAAGGGUGGGCUCUCUUGUACUUUCUAAAAUAUGACCCAUUUUAUACAUAGAAAUUGAUAUUAUAGGUCAUUAAACAUUCAUAGCCCUCAUUUAAUAUUGCACAUUCAGCAAAUCUCCAGCAGAGGGAGUUUCCUUUGAAUCCAUUUUCCCAUUCACUGUGUUGAUGGUGCUAGGGAUGUGACAGUCUUGGAAUUUGAGCUUAUGGCAAUUGGCCAAGCCAAUGUACAAGGUCACCGACAUAACCAGGCAGGGUGGAGGUCAAAGAAGGGGAGGUCACAAUUCUGUUUGUACACUUGUUUUCAUGGAUAUGCUUCUUAAUAAAAACCUAUUUGAAUUAAGCCAUUACACUUAUUAUCAUGGCAUUUCAUUAUUAUCAUUCAGGUUAUUACUUAUAAAUAUUAAUUAACAAAUUAAGAAAUGCCAGGUUGGAGAGGAUCUGUUGCAUUUUCGUAUUGACAAUAUUAACAGAGUCAAAAUAAAGAUAUACCUACCUUGUCCUUUUCUAUUGGCUGUUCUGCAUAUAAUUGUUUUUAAUUCAGAUCCUAUUUCGAAGCUCAAAACCAUUCAAACGAAGUCCGGUGGGUUUUCUCCCACUUUUCCAGAAAUAUUCGCAUUACGUCACACACCCUGCUGCUGCGGUCAUUCGAUGGCAGUGGCAUAUGUUCUUCAAAGAGAGGAUGCCGUAAUGAGAUGAAUAAGAAUCAAACGCUCCUGUCAUGAUUUAAAGAGAUUGAGUCCAGACAGGCUACUUUAGGAAACGUUCUGAAUGGACAUACAGUGGGGGAAAAAAGUAUUUAGUCAGCCACCAAUUGUGCAAGUUCUCCCACUUAAAAAGAUGAGAGAGGCCUGUAAUUUUCAUCAUAGGUACACGUCAACUAUGACAGACAAAUUGAGGAAAUCAAAUCCAGAAAAUCACAUUGUAGGAUUUUUAAUGAAUUUAUUUGCAAAUUAUGGUGGAAAAUAAGUAUUUGGUCACCUACAAACAAGCAAGAUUUCUGGCUCUCACAGACCUGUAACUUCUUCUUUAAGAGGCUCCUCUGUCCUCCACUCGUUACCUGUAUUAAUGGCACCUGUUUGAACUUGUUAUCAGUAUAAAAGACACCUGUCCACAACCUCAAACAGUCACACUCCAAACUCCACUAUGGCCAAGACCAAAGAGCUGUCAAAGGAAACCAGAAACAAAAUUGUAGACCUGCACCAGGCUGGGAAGACUGAAUCUGCAAUAGGUAAGCAGCUUGGUUUGAAGAAAUCAACUGUGGGAGCAAUUAUUAGGAAAUGGAAGACAUACAAGACCACUGAUAAUCUCCCUCGAUCUGGGGCUCCACGCAAGAUCUCACCCCGUGGGGUCAAAAUGAUCACAAGAACGGUGAGCAAAAAUCCCAGAACCACACGGGGGGACCUAGUGAAUGACCUGCAGAGAGCUGGGACCAAAGUAACAAAGCCUACCAUCAGUAACACACUACGCCGCCAGGAACUCAAAUCCUGCAGUGCGAGACGUGUCCCCCUGCUUAAGCCAGUACAUGUCCAGGCCCGUCUGAAGUUUGCUAGAGUGCAUUUGGAUGAUCCAGAAGAGGAUUGGGAGAAUGUCAUAUGGUCAGAUGAAACCAAAAUAGAACUUUUUGGUAAAAACUCAACUCGUCGUGUUUGGAGGACAAAGAAUGCUGAGUUGCAUCCAAAGAACACCAUACCUACUGUGAAGCAUGGGGAUGGAAACAUCAUGCUUUGGGGCUGUUUUUCUGCAAAGGGACCAGGACGACUGAUCCGUGUAAAGGAAAGAAUGAAUGGGGCCAUGUAUCGUGAGAUUUUGAGUGAAAACCUCCUUCCAUCAGCAAGGGCAUUGAAGAUGAAACGUGGCUGGGUCUUUCAGCAUGACAAUGAUCCCAAACACACCGCCCGGGCAACGAAGGAGUGGCUUCGUAAGAAGCAUUUCAAGGUCCUGGAGUGGCCUAGCCAGUCUCCAGAUCUCAACCCCAUAGAAAAUCUUUGGAGGGAGUUGAAAGUCCGUGUUGCCCAGCGACAGCCCCAAAACAUCACUGCUCUAGAGGAGAUCUGCAUGGAGGAAUGGGCCAAAAUACCAGCAACAGUGUGUGAAAACCUUGUGAAGACUUACAGAAAACGUUUGACCUGUGUCAUUGCCAACAAAGGGUAUAUAACAAAGUAUUGAGAAACUUUUGUUAUUGACCAAAUACUUAUUUUCCACCAUAAUUUGCAAAUAAAUUCAUUAAAAAUCCUACAAUGUGAUUUUCAGGAUAAUUUUUUUCUCAUUUUGUCUGUCAUAGUUGACGUGUACCUAUGAUGAAAAUUACAGGCCUCUCAUCUUUUUAAGUGGGAGAACAUGCACAAUUGGUGGCUGACUAAAUACUUUUUUCCCCCACUGUAUAUGCCUAUAGAGAGAAUCAGCGAACUCACACACGCACACCCCCGUAAAAGCACCCGUCAAUCAAAGCCACCAGCAUACAUCAGAUACAAGCAAAUAUUUAUCCUUUCCUUAAAACGUAUUAAAAAACCUAGGCCUACGGUAGGCUUUCCGAAAGUAGGCUAUAAAUAAUGAAUUGACAAGGAAAGUAUGAAGGGGACAGCUGUGCUAUAGUAUGAAGGGGACAGCUGUGCUAUAGUAUGAAGGGGACAGCUGUGCUAUAGUAUGAAGGGGACAGCUGUGCUAUAGUAUGAAGGGGACAGCUGUGCUAUAGUAUGAAGGGGACAGCUGUGCAAUAGUAUGAAGGGGACAGCUGUGCUAUAGUAUGAAGGGGACAGCUGUGCUAUAGUAUGAAGGGGACAGCUGUGCUAUAGUAUGAAGGGGACAGCUGUGCUAUAGUAUGAAGGGGACAGCUGUGCUAUAGUAUGAAGGGGACAGCUGUGCUAUAGUAUGAAGGGGACAGCUGUGCUAUAGUAUGAAGAUGAAAAUGACUAUCAUUAAAAUAGAAACAAAUACACACAAUAUGCCCAAAGCCUAUUUAUCAGCAACGCUGAUUAUCGAGGGGGAGUGUUGGAAAGAUUUUUCAAAUACUGUGAGGAAGUAUUAUAAUUUGAAUGGAUGUAAAAAAAAUACUUAGUUGAUUUACUUUGUUAGGUGAAGAGAAAAUGACUGAGAAGCCCAGCGUAUUAGUGGUGGUGAGUUAAGACAAUCAGACAUCCCCAAAUGGGCACUUUCCUACAUUUGACAUUUGCGAGAAGCAGGCCAGGUACUUCUAUGCAUGCUCAGGCGCACGGUCUGUCAACAUUAACAGGACAGAGAAACCAGACAGAUGUUCACAUGGAGCACAUAAAUGACAGUAUGAAAUGAACACAAACUCGUUUCUCACAAGUGUAGCAGGUUGUGAACUCUGCAAACAACGUUUCCACCCCGAGAACGGUAAAUGACUGUAAUUAAUACAUGCAUUCACAUAAAUGUAUCUAGCCAAUUACAAACGGUAGGCUACCACAUGGGCAUUCGUAAAAGUGCAUUGUGGACCAAAACUGUAUAUAGCCUAGGCUACUAUUCUACUUUGCGGGGAUAGGAGGGUGGCACUUUUUUUUUGUCUCUCCUUGGGCGGCAUAUUGGCCAGAACCGGCCCUGAUCAGCGUUGAUUAGUCUAUAAAUAAAGAAAUGAUUCUGUAUGAAAUUAUACCAUGUCAGGUUGGAGAGGAUUGGUGCAUUGUCCAUUUGACACAACAUAUUGAUAUAAAACAUCCUUCCUCCCAAUGAAGUUUCUAUGUGAAAAUUGACAGAACAAUCUGAGAUACCAAAAAUAUUCCCUGUCCAAGGUGGUGUGGAAUCGCACCUAUUACCAUUAGGCCUAUUAUAUAACUUGCCAUGGUAUUGAAACUCAAUCAAGAUCAUUGUUCACACACACUUACCGAACAUGGGGCUGCAGUAGUUUGCCACCUGUUUUGCAUUUGGCUUUGUUAUGUAAGACAGAGUAUUGCUGCUGGGCCAGUAACCGAAAGGUCGCUUGUUCGAAUACCUGAGCUGACAAGGUGAAAGAUCUGUCGACGUGCCCUUGAGCAAGGCACCUAAACCUCAUUUGCUCCAGGGGCGCCGUAUUCUAUGGCUCACCCUGUAAAUUUCACUGCACCUAUCCGGUGUAUGUGACGACAAAACUUCUGUAGCACUUCUUUUAGGCUUGUAUCGAUUUACAAGGCCCAGCAUUUCGAAUGACCUCUAAAAUGGUAUGACUCACGAUAGUUCAUUGAGAAUCCAAAUGAAAUAGUCCAAUCGUGUGUCAACAGCCGCGGGAGACCAAGCUUUAUGCUUGUCCGUAUAAUGGUGUUCUACCCAUAGAAAUAUAAUCUAUAGAGUAUAGAUUAUAUUUCUAUGGUUGUACCUGUAUUUUAGGCUAUACCCUACUCCCUCAAGUUCAUGGGGUCAGAAGUGUCUUUGCGGACUCUUCACUUGAUUCCUUGUGUGCGUGUUUGGUGCGUGUUUGGUGCGUGCGUGUUUAGGUGUGUAUUUGUGUCUCACUCCUAACCUGUCCUCUCGCUCUCUCCCCAGGUCUCCCCAUGUCCGUGAGCCGUCGGCUGCGGCUCUGCGGCGCCCCACCCCUAGAGUGGUCUGUCACUGCAGUUCAGACCCCGUGAUCCCCCCCCUCUCUCCUACUCCUUCCCCCUUUCCUAUCCCAUCCCAUCCCACCCCUCCCCCUCCCCGCCCCCCUCCUCCUCCCUCCCACCGUUCCCCCCCCCUCCCUGUGCGCCGCUGUGCUGGACGUCAUGAGCAUAGUAAUCGCGCUGGGAGUCACCACACCAGAAACGUCCUACUCAGAUAUGGCUGCUGGAUCAGAGUGAGUACCACAGAGGGGAGGGGGGGGGGGGGGGGUUGAGGACAGGGAUGCUAGGGUGUUUGGGGGUAUCUCCUCUCUUCACACAACCCAACUAACCAUGUGCAGCAGUUCUAAACGUUUCUAAACUAGCUAGACACGCUUUUUUGGGCUUUUGCUUUUUCCACUGUGAGGGGCGGCAGGUAGCUUAGUGGUUAAGAGCGUUGUGCCAGUAACCGAAAGGUCGCUGGUUCUAAUCCCCGAGCCGACUAGGUGAAAAAUCUGUCGAUGUGCCCUUGAGCAAGGCACUUAACCCUAAUUGCUCCUGUAAGUCGCUCUGGAUAAGAGCGUCUGUUAAAUGACAAAUGUAAAUGUAAAAAAUUUAGAAUCAGGAAGUGACCAGGAGAGCUGGAAACUGUGGGAAGUGUAGGUCACAGUAAAGGCCCUCCAACCUAGACCAGGAAGCUGGGUCCCACCAGAGGCAGAAUUAGGCUUGGGCGGUAUCCAGAUUUUCAUACUUUCAUUCCGACCUUGUGCCAUACAGGGAUAUUCGGUAAUACCGGUACUGAACACGGGGCGCUAUUUUCAAACCCCACUGAGCCUUUGUAAUCCAAAGUUUCGCAAUGCUAACAAUUACAUGUAAAAUCCCAUAGAGAACGCUAACUAAAUGCUAACGAGUGCAUUGCGAACAUUUUAUACAGUGUCUGAGCUAAAUUAUUUUCAGGACAAACAUCCCAGCUCAUAAAGUUGUACAAGUAACUAAAAAAUGCUACUCAGUUUGCUGCACGCACAAAACAAAUAUUAGACAGCAAGGCUCUUGAUAAAGGAGGUGAUUCUCUGCUGUUACCAAGCGAAGCUUGAUUUAGGAAGAUAAUCACUUAGCUAGAUAGCUAACUAGUUAAUAAAUUAGCAAACCUAAUGCACAACUGCUGAGCAUUCAGCACAUUUUAGACUGUUAACUUAAUAGUGAAAAGAUAUCUAGCUGACAAACAUUUAGUUGUGAAUUCCAUACUGUAACUAGAUCACCUGGCGCGUGCUGCACAACAGUGAGUGACUCACAAAGCUCCGGUCUCUCGUCGUUGUGUGCUUGUAAACAAACACCACGGGACUAGGGAGUACCGGUAAGCUUCAUAAUUAAACAUUAUAUUUCUGGUGAAAUUAGCGUGACUUGGGAGUACCGGUAAGCUUCAUAAUGAAACAUUAUAUUUCUGGUGAAAUUAAGAAUGAGAUCUUCUUUAUCUUCUAAGUUGACAGCAGGUAUUUACUUAAUUAGCUACAAAUAUUGACAUUUAUUUAAAAACGUCAAAAAAUAGUUUCAAUGGUAUUGAAAACCCAUCCCGUGGUUAUUUCCAAAUACCCCGGUAUACCGCCCAAGCCUAGACUACCGGACGCCUUUCUCUCUAUGGGGCAGAAGGUAGCGUGAGAGACCAUUAGGAUCUGAACCCUCCUCCCCCUGUCUGUCAGGCCUUGCACGCAACCACCCCAUCACCUAGUGUCUGUGUCCCAAAUGACACCCUAUUCCAUACAUAGUGCACUAACUUUGAUCCAAAUAUAUAGGGAAUAGGGUACCAUUUGGGACAGAGCCUGUAACUGAUCAGUGAUGACCCCAAGGGUGGCUUUAGCGUGGCUGAGGCUAAAUCAGACAAGAAUUGGAACAGGAGCCAACUGCUCUGCUGAGCGCUGUAUGAGGAAAUGGCUCCAGACUGCACAGGGAAAACAAUCUGAACCCAGUGCUCCUACUACACUGUAGGUGAGCCAGAUGACUGAGCUUCUAUGGAAUGUAGCUGGAUCAGGCUCUUUCCCCUCCCCCAUGCAUCUCCCUUCUAAGAAACUCAACCUGACUCAGGGGAAGGCAUGCAGGGUGGGGGGAUUUCACCUCACAUGAAAACAAUGAGAAACAGAAAAGCCAACAUGGGCGACAUUUAGAAAAAUCCCCAGCCUGGAUGUAAUAUUUUCUUGUUUUGACAUGGAGCCUUUUGACAUUUUGAGAUCGUUCGGCAGGGCUACGUGCACCAGGCCUGUUAGUUGUUGGGUAAAAAGACAAGGUUGUUCUCUCCUCCCCUCCCACCGAAACCUCUGCUAAAGGGCAACGGGGGAGUUGUAUAAUACGCUAGGUAUCAUGGCCGCUGACAUUCCAUAUCCUGAAUGGUCAUCGUUCACCAAGACUUCCCUUGGCUCGUGAGGAUGUUUUGGGCUGUGGCGCCAUCUAGCGUACAGAACAGGCCUAGGAGAUUUCACCUUUGAGUUGGUUACAAGUAAAGCAGAUUCAUGCUGGAACCUCCCCAACAGGGUAGUAUUCAUCAGGACACACUGUACCAAAACGUUUUGCGACGAUAAGCGAGAAUGAGCAUGGCUUAUUGGACAAGUUUAGGUUGUCUUAUAUUGUUUUUUUCUGUUUUCAGUCUGUUUGGUGUGUUAUGAAUAUGACCAAGCUUAGCUGCUUAGUAGUUGAAAAAUGGCUUUCACUGUAGUUAAGUUGACUCUUUCUAGAUACGAUAUUUCAUUCUUAAUCUCCUAACUUUCCCUAUAUCUGGCUCUCGUUCUAUCUUUAACUCCUGUACAUUUCUCCAACUUACUCUAUAUUUUACUUAACUUUGUUUUACUCUCCCUUUUAAGGGUCAGACACACCGAGUGCCCAGAGUGUUGGCAGUUACCUUUUUGUUGUUCACACAGAACAGUGUUGCCUCCGAUUUGCUUCAUUUAAAUACUCCAGGCCACAAGGUGGCAGUAGCUUGUUUGGCUUGUGCAUCCUGGAGCUAAUGUAAGCUAACUAGCAAGCUGCUCUUAUGUUACUAAUUUACUUGAAAUGAAAGUCUGCAGAAGUGAGACUUCGUCCUUGUAUUUCUUGGCUGAGUUACAGUUCAUAUAAGGAAAUCAGUCAAUUGAAGUAAUCUCAUUAGGCCCUAAUCUAUGGAUUUCACAUGACUGGGCAGGGGCGUAGCCAUGGGUGGGCCUGGGAGGGCAUAGGCCCACCCACUGGGGAGCCAGGCCCAGCCAAUCAGAAUUACUUUUUCCCCCACAAAAGGGCUUUAUUACAGACAGAAAUACUCAGUUUCAUCAGCUGUCUGGGUUGCUGGUCUCAGACGAUCCCGCAGGUAAAGAAGCCGGAUGUAGAGGUCCUGGGCUGGCAUGGUUACAUGUGGUCUGCGGUUGUGAGGCCGAUUGGACCUACUGCCAAAUUCUCUAAAACGACGUUGGAGGCGGCUUAUGGUAGAGAAAUGAACAUUCAAUUCUCGGGCAACAGUUCUGGUGGCCAUUCCUGCAGUCAGCAUGCCAAUUGCACGCUCCCUCAAAACUUGAGACAUCUGUGGCAUUGUGUUGUGUGACAAAACUGCACAUUUUAGAGUGACCUUAUAUUGUCCCAAGCACGCGGUGCACCUGUGUAAUGAUCAUGCUGUUUAAUCAGCUUCUUGAUAUGCCACACCUUUCAGGUGGUUGGAUUAUCUUGGCAAAUGAGAAAUACUCACUAACAGGGAUGUGAACAAAUUUGUGCACAAAAUUGGCGAGAAAUAACCUUUUUGUGUGUAUGGAGCAUUUCUGGUUUUAUUUCAGCUCAUGAAACAUGGGACCAACACUUUACAUGUUGCGUUUUAUAUUUUCAUUCAGUAUAGAUAACUAGUGUAGUUAGCAACAUUAUAAUUAAAUCACAAUGGAUUCGUUUUUUAUUGAAGCAGCUGCCUGUUAUCUGUCGAGAGUUGGUGGAGUAGCUAGCUAGCUGUGUUGUGCUAAAUGGCGAUGAUAGCAAGUUUACUGGCACUGGCAGUAUGGGAUAAUGGAGAGUGAAUUAAAUGAUUUCUUCAUCUUGCUAGAUGGCUAGCUUGGUAAAGCAUUUAGUGUUCUGUGCAUUGUGCUUCACUUACCAUUUAAUUUGUUUAAUAUGAAGUGUGUGUGACUGCCUAGCUCAGUUAGCGAGCUAAAGUUAGCUAGCUAGCUAAAUAAUGAGCAGUUGCACAUUAUCAAACUGAACCUAACAAAAAAAAAAUCCCUAGCUAAAUGUAAAAGAUGUAAAGACUUGCUAUAGAAAAAAAAGAUGUAUUAUGAAGUGUUAUUGUUUUAGUUAGAACAAUUCUAAUAAAUAGGGGGUGGAUUACACCAGGAAAAGUGCCCUCUUUUUCACUUAUCACUGCUGUCGGCUCCCCCUCGUGGAGGUUUGUGCUCUCUGAUUGGCUCAAAGUCAACUUCUCGGCAACUGAUGAGCAUUGCGAUUCUACAAGUAGAAACUGAGGUUUGUCGGUACACAGCAGGGACGUCUUUGUUCAAGCAAGAGAAGGAACAGCCUCCUACUGUGCUAAGUACCUAUCAGCAGUCAGAUUUCUCAGUGUGUCUGUACCAUUACUCUUUUACUCUCCAUGUUUCUCCUGCUUACGCUUUCGUUCUCUCUCCCUUUCUCAGCCCUGAGUCAGUGGAAGCAAGCCCUGCCGUGAAUGAGAAAAACUACCCUAACCACAGCUGUGUGAGUGCACAGAGUCAUGGGUAUCGGGGACUACCAUAUACUGUAAGUACACAGCUCUUUUCUUCCUUCAUCACUUGGCCAAUUUUAUAGGCCAGUCUCUCUUAUAUAUAAAGAUAUCAACAUUCCAAUCAAGUACCUUUUGUAAGAUAUCCCUUGUGGACUUUUCGCAGUAUACUAAAUGAAUGUGUCGGUCUGAGCGCGUAAGGCCAGUACUGUUGCAUGCAUAGUCUUAGAUCAGAGAGGAAGGAGAGUCCCGCACGACAUGCUAAGUCUCAAGUAUCUAGAAAAACAUAACAAAAUAAAGUCAGCGCAAGGCUGUAAUACUAUGAAUCUCUAAUGCUGAUUAACACGUUCGCAGCACCCUCUUGCGUUUUUAGCUAACAUGCUGUAUUGUGUCACGUACCAUUUUGUUUGCCCUCAUUUUCAUUCGUCUUCCAUUUUCCGUUUCCCCCUUCUUCCUUUUUUUUGUGCCUGAACACCCAUUGUUUGAAGAUGCAACAGUCUUCCGUUGUGUGUUGUCAGGAUCACAACUAUGGCGCGCCCCCUCCCCCCACCCCACCCGCCUCCCCGCUCUCCCAAACCAUCAUCCCCCGCAUGGAGCUCAACGGCAUGGCACGCGGCCCUAACUCCCGCUACCACGACAACGGCCGCCAGGAGGAGAACUCUGCUGACAGCGACAGCUCGUCGGAGGAAGAAGGGGCCGUGGCCGGCUGGUGCCACUGCAGCCUGACUCAGGAUGGCUUCCUCAUAAAGUGCGAGAGCUGCAGGUGAGAGCCAGCGGCGGCCAUUUUGAGAAAAGGUUCCAAAUACAUGGUACACUCUGUGUAGGAUGUUGGAUGGUUGUGUGUAUAUAUAUAUAUAUAUAUAUAUAUAUAUAUAUAUAUAUAUAUAUAUAUAUAUAUAUAUAUAUAUAUAUAUAUAUAUAUAUAUAUAUAUAUUAGCCAUAUUAAUGGUGGGUCACCACUUCUAGUUGUCUUACAUUGAAUACAGACAUAUAUAUAUAUAUAUAUAUAUAUAUACAUAUACAUACAGUGGGGAGAACAAGUAUUUGAUACACUGCCGAUUUUGCAGAUUUUCCUACUUAAAAAGCAUGUAGAGGUCUGUAAUUUUUAUCAUAGGUACACUUCAACUGUGAAAACAAAAAUCCAGAAAAUCACAUAGUAUGAUUUUUAAGUAAUUAAUUUGCAUUUUAUUGCAUGACAUAAGUAUUUGAUCACCUACCAACCAGUAAGAAUUCCGGCUCUCACAGACCUGUUAGUUUUUCUUUAAGAAGCCCUCCUGUUCUCCACUCAUUACCUGUAUUAACUGCACCUGUUUGAACUCGUUACCUGUAUAAAAGACACCUGUCCACACACUCAAUCAAACAGACUCCAACCUCUCCACAAUGGCCAAGACCAGAGAGCUGUGUAAGGACAUCAGGGAUACAAUUGUAGACCUGCACAAGGCUGGGAUGGGCUACAGGACAAUAGGCAAGCAGCUUGGUGAGAAGGCAACAACUGUUGGCGCAAUUAUUAGAAAAUGUAAGAAGUUCAAGAUGACGGUCAAUCACCCUCGGUCUGGGGCUCCAUGCAAGAUCUCACCUCAUGGGGCAUCAAUGAUCAUGAGGAAGGUGAGGGAUCAGCCCAGAACUACACGGCAGGACCUGGUCAAUGACCUGAAGAGAGCUGGGACCACAGUCUCAAAGAAAACCAUUAGUAACACACUACACCGUCAUGGAUUAAAAUCCUGCAGCGCACGCAAGGUCCCCCUGCUCAAGCCAGCGCAUGUCCAGGCCCGUCUGAAGUUUGCCAAUGACCAUCUGGAUGAUCCAGAGGAGGAAUGGGAGAAGGUAAUGUGGUCUGAUGAGACAAAAAUAUAGCUUUUUGGUCUAAACUCCACUCGCCGUGUUUGGAGGAAGAAGAAGGAUGAGUACAACUCCAAGAACACCAUCCCAACCGUGAAGCAUAGAGGUGGAAACAUCAUUCUUUGGGGAUGCUUUUCUGCAAAGGGGACAGGACGACUGCACCGUAUUGAGGGGAGGAUGGAUGGGGCCAUGUUUCGCGAGAUCUUGGCCAACAACCUCCUUCCCUCAGUAAGAGCAUUGAAGAUGGGUCGUGGCUGGGUCUUCCAGCAUGACAACGACCCAAAACACACAGCCAGGGCAACUAAGGAGUGGCUCCGUAAGAAGCAUCUCAAGGUCCUGAAGUGGCCUAGCCAGUCUCCAGACCUGAACCCAAUAGAAAAUCUUUGGAGGGAGCUGAAAGUCCGUAUUGCCCAGUGACAGCCCCGAAAUCUGAGGGAUCUGGAGAAGGUCUGUAUGGAGGAGUGGGCCAAAAUCCCUGCUGCAGUGUGUACAAACCUGGUCAAGACCUACAGGAAAUGUAUGAUCUCUGUAAUUGCAAACAAAGGUUUCUGUACCAAAUAUUAAGUUCUGCUUUUCUGAUGUAUCAAAUACUUAUGUCAUGCAAUAAAAUACAAAUUAAUAACUUAAAAAUCAUACAAUGUGAUUUUCUGGAUUUUUGUUUUAGAUUCCGUCUCUCACAGUUGAAGUGUACCUAUGAUAAAAUUACAGACCUCUACAUGCUUUGUAAGUAGAAAAACCUGCAAAAUCGGCAGUGUAUCAAAUACUUGUUCUCCCCGCUGUGUGUGUGUGUAUGUAUGUAUGUAUGUAUGUAUGUAUGUAUGUGUGUAUGUAUAUGUAUGUAUAUAUAUAUAUAUAUAUAUAUUAUAUAUAUAUGCUAUGAAAAAGUAUUUGCCCCCUUUCUAAUUUUCUCUACUUUUGCAUAUUUGUGAUACUGAAUGUUAUCAGAUUUUCAACCAAAACCUAAUAUUAGAUAAAGGGAACAUAAGUGAACAAAUAACACAACAAUUACAUAUUUAUUUCAUUUAUUUCAUAAACAAAGUUAUGCAACACCCAAUUCCCCUGUGUUAAAAAGUAAUUGCCCCCUUACACUCAAUAACUGGUUGUGCCACCUUUAGCUGCAAUGACUCCAACCAAAUGCUUCCUGUAGUUGUUGAUCAGUCUCUCACGUCACUAUAGAGGAAUUUUUGCCGACUCUUCCAUGCAGAACUGCUUUAACUCAGUGACGUGUGGGUUUUCAAGCAUGAACUGCUCGUUUCAAGUCCUGCCACAACAUCUCAAUUGGGGUUAGGUCUGGACUUUGACUAGGCCAUUCCAAAACUUCCAAUUUGUUGCUUUUUAGCAAUGUUCAUGUAGACUUGAUUGUGUGUUUUGGAUCAUUGUCUUGCUGCAUGACCCAGCUGCGCUUCAGCUUCAGCUCACAGACGGAUGGUCUGACAUUCUCCUGUAGAAUUCUCUGAUACAGAGCAGAAUUCAUUGUUCCUUCUAUUAAGGCAAGUCGUCCAGGUCCUGAGGCAGCAAAGCAUCCCCAAACCAUCACACCACCACCACCAUGCUUGACCUUUGGUAUGAUGUUCUUACUGUGGAAUGCAGUGUUUGGUUUUCGCCAGGCAUUACUGGAACUAUGUCAUCCAAAAAGUUAUGUUCCCUUUAUCUAAUAUUAGGUUUUGGUUGAAGAUCUGAUAACAUUCAGUAUCACAAAUAUGCAAAAGUAGAGAACAUUAGAAAGGGGGAAAAUACUUUUUUAUAGCACUGUAUAUAUAUGACUUAUAGUAUAUCAUAUAUACAGUGCAUUCGGAAAGUAUUCAGACCCCUUGACUUUUUCCGCAUUUUGUUACAUUACAGCCUUAUUCUAAAAUUGAUUAAAUAGUUUUUUCCCUCAUCAAUCUACACACAAUACCCCAUAAUGACGAAGCAAAAACAGGUUUUUAGAAAUGUUUGUAAAUGUAAAAAAAAAGAAAGGAAAUAUCACACUUACAUAAGUAUUAAGACCCUUUACUCAGUACUUUGCACCUUUGGCAGCGAUUACAGCCUUGAGUCUUCUUGAGAUGAUGCUACAAGCUUGGCACACCUGUAUUUGGGAGUUUCUCCCAUUCUUCUCUGCAGAUCCAGGUCAGGUUAGAUGGGGAGUGUCGCUGCACAGCUAUUUUCAGGUGUCUCCAGAGAUGUUCGAUCGAGUUCAAGUCCGGGCUCUGGCUGGCCACUCAAGGACAUUGAGACUUGUCCCGAAGCCACUCCUGCGUUGUCUUGGCUGUAUGCUUAGGAUCGUUGUCCUGUUGGAAGGUGAUCCUGUUUCCAUUGAUAAUCCUUGAAAUGUUUCUACAAAGUACACCUGUGGUAAAUUCAAUUGAUUUGGACAUGAUUUGGAAAGGCACACACCUGUCUAUAUAAGCUAAAACAGCUGACAGUGCAUGUCAGAGCAAAACCAAGCCGUGAAGUCGAAGGAAUUGUCCGUAGAGCUCCGAGACAGGAUUGUGUCGAGGCACAGAUCUGGAGAAGGGUACCAAAAAAUGUCUGCAGCAUUGAAGGUCCCAAAGAACACCGUGGCCUCCAUUCAUUUUUAAAUGGAAGAAGUUUAGAACCACCAAGACUCUUCCUAGAGCUGGCCCCCUGGCCAAACUGAGCAAUUGGGUGAGAAGGGCCUUUGUCAGGAAGGUGACCAAGAACCCGAUGGUCACUGACAGAGCUGCAGAGUUCCUCUGUGGAGAUGGGAGAACCUUCCAGAAGGACAACCAUCUCCGCAGCACUCCACCAAUCAGGCCUUUAUCGUAGUGGCCAGACGGAAGCUACUCCUCAGUAAAAGGCACAUGACAGCCCACUUGGAGUUUGCCAAAAGGCACCUUAAGGACUCUCAGACCAUGAAAAACAAGAUUAUCUGGUCUGAUGAAACCAAGAUUGGAAUCUUUGGCCUGAAUGCCAAGCGUCACAUCUGGAAGAAACCUGGCACCAUCCCUACGGUGAAGCAUGGUGGUGGCAGCAUCAUGCUGUGGGGAUGUUUUUCAGCGGCAGGGACUGGGAGACUAGUCAGGAUCGAGGGAUAGAUGAACAGAGCAAAGUACAAAGAGAUUCUUGAUGAAAACCUCCCGAGUGGCGCAGUGCUCUAAGGCACUGCAUCGCAGUGCUAGCUGUGCCACUAGAGAUCCUGGUUCGAAUCCAGGCUCUGUCGUAGCCGGCCGCGACUGGGAGACCCAUGGGGCGGCGCACAAUUGGCCCAGCGUCGUCCAGGGUAGGGGAGGGAAUGGCCGGCAGGGAUGUUGGUAGAGCAUGGCGUUUGCAACGCCAGGGUUGUGGGUUCGAUUCCCACGGUGGGCCAGUAUAAAAAAAAAACAAAAAAAAAAUAUAUAAUAUAUGCACUCACUAACUGUAAGUCGCUCUGGAUAAGAGCGUCUGCUAAAUGACUUAAAUGUAAAAAUGUAAAUGUAAAACCUGCUCCAGAGCGCUCGGGACCUCAGACUGGGGCGAAGGUUCACCUUCCAACAGGACAACGACCCUAAGCACACAGCCAAGACAACGCAGGAGUGGCUUCGGGACAAGUCUCUGAAUGUCCUUGAGUGGCCAGCCAGAGCCCGGACUUGAACCCGAUCGAACAUCUCUGGAGAGACCUGAAAAUAGUUGUGCAGCGACACUCCCCAUCCAACCUGACAGAGCUUGAGAGGAUCUGCACAGAAGAAUGAGAGAAACUCCCCAAAUACAGGUGUGCCAAGCUUGUAGCAUCAUACCCAAGAAGACUCAAGGCUGUAAUCGCUGCCAAAGGUGUUUCAACAAAGUACUGAGUAAUGGAAAGGUCAUAUUUUAUAAUGGCGCCGGAGGAGAUUGCUGCCGUUUUACGGCCCACCAACCAAUUGUUUUACGUUUAUUUAUAAUUUAUUCGGAACAUAAUGUUUCUGACACCGUCUCUUAUGACCAAAAAGAGCAUCUUGAUAUCAGGACAGCGAUUACUCACCUCGUAUUGGAUGAAGAUUUUUUUUCAACGAGUGAGACGUUAAGGAUAUUCUACAGACACCCGACAAGGCCCAAAUCCCCGUCAUUCGCAUGAGAGAUGGAGAUAUCGUGGAUGUAGGUCGGGGUACCUUGUACGGAUCUGACGGCGAGCGAGUAAUCUGCCUCUUCCGUCCUAUUAGCCAACGUACAAUCAUUGGAAAACAAAAUGGACGACCUACGAUCAAGGAUAUCCUACCAACGGGACAUUAAAAACUGUAAUAUCUUAUGUUUCACCGAGUCGUGGCUGAACAUGCAGCUGGUGGGAUAUACGCUACAUCGGCAGGAUAAAACGGCUGACUCCGGUAAGACAAGGGGUGGCGGUCUGUGUAUAUUUGUAAACAACAGCUGGUGCACUAAAUCUAAUAUUAAGGAAGUCUCAAGGUUUUGCUCGCCUGAGGUAGAGUAUCUCAUGAUAAGCUGUAGACCACACUAUUUAUCAAGAGAGUUUUCAUAAAACUCAAGACCACCUUUUACUCCACACACAGAGACGCGUACAAAGCUCUCCCUCGCCCUCCAUUUGGCAAAUGUGACCAUAAUUCUAUCACCUGAUUCCUGCUUAUUAGCAAAAACGAAAGCAGGAAGCACCAGUGACUCGGUUAAUAAGGAAGUGGUCAGAUGACGCAGAUGCUAAGCUACAGGACUGUUUUGCUAGCACAGACUGGAAUAUGUUCCGGGAUUCUUCCGAUGGCAUUGAGCAGUUCACCACAUCAGUCACUGGCUUCAUCAAUAAGUGCAUCGAUGACGUCAUCCCCACAGUGACCGUACGUUCAUACCCCUACCAGAAGCCAUGGAUUACAGGUAACAUCCGCACUGAGCUAAAGGGUAGAGCUGCCGCUUUCAAGGAGCGGGACUCUAACCCGUACAUUUAUAAGUAAUCCUGGUAUGCCCUCCGACGAACCAUCAAACAGGCAAAGAGUCAAUACAGGACUAAGAUUGAAUCGUACUACACCGGCAUCGACGCUUGUCGGAUGUGGCAGGGCUUGCAAACUAUUACAGACUACAAAGGGAAGCACAGCCGCGAGCUGCCCAGUGACAUGAGCCUAGCAGACGAGCUAAAUCACUUCUAUGCUCGCUUCGAAAAAAGCAACACUGAAGCAUGCAUGAGAGCAUCAGCUGUUCCGGAUGACUAUGUGAUCACGCUCUCCGUAGCCGAUGUGAGUAAGACUUUUACGCAGGUCAACAUUCACAAGGCCGCUGGGCCAGUCGGAUUACCAGGACGUGUACUCCGAACAUGUCCCUGACUGAGUCUGUAAUACUAACAUGUUUCAAGCAGACCACCAUAGUCCCUGUGCCCAAGAACACUAAGAACCUGCCUAAAUGACUACCGACCUGUUGCACUCACGUCUGUAGCCAUGAAGUGCUUUGAAAGGCCGGUCAUGGCUCACAUCAACACCAUUAUCCCAUAAACCCUAGACCCACUCCAAUUUACAUACCGCCCCAACAGAUCCACAGAUGAUGCAUUCUCUAAUGCACUCCACACUGCCCUUUCCCACCUGGACAAGAGGAACACCUAUGUGAGAAUGCUAUUCAUUGACUACAGCUCAGCGUUCAACACCAUAGUGCCCUCAAAGCUCAUCACUAAGCUAAGGACCCUGGGACUAAACACCUCCCUCUGCAACUGGAUCCUGGACUUCCUGACGGACUUCCUGACUUACCAGGUGGUAAGGGUAGGUAACAACACAUCUGCCACUCUGUUCCUCAACACGGGGGCCCCUCAUGGGUGCGUGCUCAGUUCCCUCCUGUACUCCCUGUUCACCCAUGGCUGCAUGGUCAAGCAUGACUCCAACACCAUCAUUAAGUUUGCAGACGACACAACAGUAGGCCUGAUCACCGACAACGAUGAGACAGCCUAUAGGGAGGAGGUCAGAGACCUAGCCGUGUGGUGCCAAGAUAACAACCUCUCCCUCAAUGUGAUCAAGACAAAGUAGAUGAUUGUGGACUGCAGGAAAAAAAAGAGGACUGAGCACACCCCCAUUCUCAUCAUCGGGGCUGUAGUGGAACAGGUUGAGAGCUUCAAGUUCCUUGGUGUCCACAUCACCAACAAACUAUCAUGGUCCAAGCACACCAAGACAAUCGUGAAGAGGGCAUGACAAAGCCUAUUCCCCCUCAGGAGACUGAAAAGUUUUAGCAUGGGUCCUCAGAUCCUCAAAAAGUUAUACAGCUGCACCAUCGAGAGCAUCCUGACUGGUUGCAUCACUGCCUGGUACGACAACUGCAGCACAUCACUGGGGCCAAGCUUCCUGCCAUCCAGGACCGCUAUACCAGGCGGUGUCAGAAGAAGACUCAAGCCACCCUAGUCAUAGACUGUUCUCUCUGCUACUGCACGGCAAGCGGUACCAGAGCACCAAGUCUAGGUCCAAAAGGCUUCUUAACAGCUUCUACCCCCAAGCCAUAAGACACCUGAACAGCUAAUCAUGGCUACCCGGACAAUUUGCAUUGUCCCCUCCCCCUCUUUUACGCUGCUGCUACUCUUUUCAUUAUCUAUGCAUAGUCACUUUAACUCUACCCACAUGUACAUAUUACCUAAAUGACCUCGACUAACCUGUGCCCCCGCACAUUGACUCUGCACCGGUACCUGUUUUUGCUUUGUCAUGAUGGGGUAUUGUGUGUAGAUUGAUGAGGAAAAAAACAAUUUAAGCCAUUUGAGAAUAAGGCUGUAACGUAACAAUGUGAAAAACGGCAGGAGGUCUGAAUACUUUUCCGAAUGCACUGUAUAUAUAAGAUCUGCAAUUUCCUGGUUGUAAUGUUCAUAUUUCUGUGAUUUCAGGGGGCUAGACAGGAGGAAAGGACUGGACGGCCAACGCCGGAAACAAGAAAAUGUAUCAGGUAUGGUGAAUGCCACAUGACAUAGACUGCAUAACAUACAGUGAGGGGAAAAAAGUAUUUGAUCCCCUGCUGAUUUUGUACGUUUUCCCACUGACAAGGACAUGAUCAGUCUAUAAUUUUAAUGGUAGGUUUAUUUGAACAGUGAGAGACAAAAUAACCACACAAAAAAUCCAGAAAAAACGCAUGUCAAAAAUGUUAUAAAUUGAUUUAUAUUUUAAUGAGGGAAAUAAGUAUUUGACCCCUCUGCAAAACAUGAUUUAGAACUUGGUGGCAAAACCCUUGUUGGCAAUCACAGAGGUCAGACUUUUCUUGUAGUUGGCCACCAGGUUUGCACACAUCUCAGGAGGGAUUUUGUUCCACUCCUCUUUGCAGAUCUUCUCCAAGUCAUUAAGGUUUCGAGCCUGACGUUUGGCAACUCAAACCUUCAGCUCCCUCCACAGAUUUUCUAUGGGAUUAAGGUCUGGAGACUGGCUAGGCCACUCCAGGACCUUAAUGUGCUACUUCUUGAGCCACUCCUUUGUUGCCUUGGCCUUGUGUUUUGGGCCAUUGUCAUACUGGAAUACCCAUCCACUACCCAUUUUCAAUGCCCUGGCUGAGGGAAGGAGGUUCUCACCCAAGAUUUGACGGUACAUGGCGCCGUCCAUCGUCCCUUUGAUGCGGUAAAGUUGUCCUGUCCCCUUAGCAGAAAAACACCCCCAAAGCAUAAUGUUUCCACCUCCAUGUUUGACGGUGGGGAUGGUGUUCUUGGGGUCAUAGGCAGCAUUCCUCCUCCUCCAAACACGGCGAGUUGAGUUGAUGCCAAAGAGCUCGAUUUUGGUCUCAUCUGACCGCAACACUUUCACCCAGUUCUCCUCUGAAUCAUUCAGAUGUUCAUUGGCAAACUUCAGACGGGCCUGUAUAUGUACUUUCUUGAGCAGGGGGACCUCCGUGUGCUGCAGGAUUUCAGUCCUUCACGGCAUAGUGUGUUACCAAUUGUUUUCUUGGUGAAUAUGGUCCCAACUGCCUUGAGAUCAUUGACAAGAUCCUCCCGUGUAGUUCUGGGCUGAUUCCUCACCGUUCUCAUGAUCAUUGCAACUCCACAAGGUGAGAUUUUGCAUGGAGCCCCAGGCCGAGGGAGAUUGACAGUUAUUUUGUGUUUCUUCCAUUUGCGAAUAAUCGCACCAACUGUUGUCAACUUCUCACCAAGCUGCUUGGCGAUGGUCUUGUAGCCCAUUCCAGCCUUGUGUAGGUCUACAAUCUUGUCCCUGACAUCCUUGGAGAGCUCUUUGGUCUUGGCCAUGGUGGAGAGUUUGGAGUCUGAGUUAUUGAUUGCUUCUGUGGACAGGUGUCUUUUAUACAGGUAACAAGCUGAGAUUAGGAGCACUCCCUUUAAGAGUGUGCUCCUAAUCUCAGCUCGUUACCUGUAUAAAAGACACCUGUGAGCCAGAAAUCUUUCUGAUUGAGAGGGGGUCAAAUACUUAUUUCCCUCAUUUAAAAUACAAAUCAAUUUAUAACAUUUUUGACAUGGGUUUUUCUGGAGUUUUUGUUGUUAUUCUGUCUCUCACUGUUCAAAUAAACCUACCAUUAAAUGUAUAGACUGAUCAUUUCUUUGUCAGUGGGCAAACGUCCAAAAUCAGCAGGGGAUCAAAUACUUUUUUCCCUCACUGUAUAUCUCAAUGUGCGUAUUCCAGGUAUGGAACACACAUACAGCCACCACAUUAAUGCACUGGCAGUACGUAGAUACAUGGUGCCACUUGGCCUCAACUUAACCUCACGUAAACUCCAUGGGCCAGUUUUCCUGGACGCUGAUUAAGUUUAGGGCUUUUCACACACACUUCAUAGCUAUAGUUCGAAUCCGACUUUGAUUUCAUUUGUUACAUUUGUAUUUGUAUACAUUUGGUCAUGUUGGUUUCACAUUGCCAAAUGUCAAACAAAACCAUGUGUUCAUACGAGUCAUUUGUUUAUUGGAGAAAAUUGUCACGUUAAAUCCAUCUAUGAUUAUCAAGAAGCAUAACUUGUGUGUCCCAAACUUCAUAUUACUUUCGCUUUGGUCAUCCAACAAAAGUGGGAGGAAACAGCGCAAAAUCCGCUCUAACGGCGACAAUGGCCGCCUGGAGGAGAAUAUACUACAGUCCCUAGUGAAAGUCGACACACCCCUUGCACAAUCUUCACAUUUUGCUGCCUUAAAAUUAUAUCUAAAAAGGGAUUAAAUUGGAGUUUGUUCCUUCAGAUCUACACAACCUACUCCACAUAUUCAAAAUGAAAGAAAGUUAGAGAACAUUUUCUAAACAAAAAAACAAAUAGUCUUGAUUAAAUAUGUCUUCACACCCCAGAGUUAGUACUUGGUGGAAGCAUCUUUGGCAGACAUUACAGCUGUGAAUCAUUUGGAAUAAUAUUCUACCAACUUUGCACAACUCUUAGGGGAACAUAUGUCCAUUGUUUCGGUCAAAAUUGCUCAAGCUCAGUAAAUUUGGUUGGGAAUCAUUGAUGGACAGCAAUAUUUCAACCUUGACUGAUCGUCAAACAAAUUUAAGUCCGUACAGAGGCUAGACCACCCAUGAACACGCAACAUCUCUUGGAGAGCCAUGUGUCUUUAAUAUAAAAAUCUGUGUAAGUGUCUUGCUGAUAAAACUCUAUCCCAGGGUUUUCAGAAGACUGAGGCAGGUUUUCCUUUAACUUUUUACCUGGGCUUUGCUCCUUUCAUUUUUCUUUUGAUCCUGACAAACUCCCCAGUCCCUGCCAAUGACAAGCAUAACAUGAUGCUGCCACCGCAAUACUUGAAAAUACUAUGUAAUCCCUUUUUAGAUUUUAUUUUAAGGCAGCAAAAUGUGAAGACUGUGCAAGGGGUGUGUAGACUUUCACUAGGGACUCAGUAGCCUACAGUAUAGCCCCCUUCUCCAUUAAUCUGCAUGGAUGCGCUCAUAAAUGCGCUGUUACAUAAAUGCGCUGCUACUCACAGAAUGUUAAGUUAUGGUACUGCGUGCAUUUUAUCAAAGACUGGCAGUCAAACAACCAAUAAUACUGCAUGCGCCUCUGGUUCUUUUACUGUUUGGUACGGACUGCAGCAAACCACACCACAGUACAAAUGGAAUCGGACCGAGACUUUUUGAGCAAACCACGGUGUUGGAUAGUGCACUCCCUAGUGUUCACACCAGUCCAAACGAACUGAACUAAGGGAGAAAACGCGCCAGAGUUUGGAAAAACCGCUCCAAUCCAAUUUGGUGUGAAAAGCACCCUUAGGCCUGGUCUAAAAAGCUAAAUGCAGAAUCUCUAUUUAAAUAGCUUUUUAGUCCGGGAAACCAACCCUAAGUCUUUACUGUUGGCGUGCCCAGGUGGAAACUAACUUUGCCAAGUACCUGUGCAUGCUCAAAUCUCUCUUGUGCUUCUAGUGGGCGAUAGCAGUGCCACAGAGAGUGGGGACGAGGAGGUGUCGCCGGCCACUGUGUCCUACACGGCAACGCAGCACACGCCCACCAGCAUCACGCUCACUGUCAACCGGAUCAAGCGGAACAAGUCCAAGAAGAGGAAGAAGAGCACAGAGAAGGCCCGUGGAGCGCCCAAGGGCAAGAAAAUUAAGGUAGGAACUAGGGAGCAAGGGCACAGACCUGAAAAGGGCACACUUAGCAAAGAGUCCUAAGUGUGUGCGAAAUGCGAGGCAUGCCAGGCAAAAGCUAGCGGAAGGUGCCAGCCACUACGUGGGUUAAAUGCAGCGGUAGCGACGGCAAGAGUAUCCUUGCUAAAGACACCGAUAGUAUGGGGAAAAUGGCCAAGUGUACCAAAUGCCACAUGAGCAAAGUGUAAAAAGGGUGCUGAGGGUGCAAAUUCAAAACCCACAGCUAGGAAGAGGACCAAGAUCGUAAAGUUUCCUGUUUUAACUUGCUCUUAAGGCUGAAUAUGCCAAUUAUACCUAUAGAGGCCAAGAGAGAAGUGGCAGUCUUUUUCUAGUAGCAGAAAGUUAUUUUUGCUACAUUAUUUAGAUGAAUCUCUGAAACGUGUAAACAUUGUAAGUAGACUUUCUGAAACGUUGUUUAAACGUUGUGAGUAGUAGACCCUCUGAAUGUUGUCUAAACGUUGAGUAGUAGACUCUCUGAAACAUUGUCUAAACGCUGUGUGUAGACUCUGAAACAUUGUCAAAUGCUGUGAGUAGACUUUGAAACGUUGUGUAAACGUUGUAAGUAAACGACCGUGUCUGUCUUUACAGGCCUUCAGAGAGGGUUCUAGAAAGUCCAUGAGGAUGAAGGUAAGAUUAAUUCAUUCCCGAGGAUCUUCUGUUUAGUUAUAUAUGAACAUAUAAAUGACACAUUUGAACUUCACAGCAGUAGUGAACGGGAUCAAGAAAUCAUCAGUGCCACUUUGUUAGCGUCAGGGUUCCAUUGAGUGACAUGUUCCAUUGAGCAUAACACAAAUACACCCAUCAUCUUAUUAUCAUAUGGUAAGUUGAUAUAGAGCAGAGUGCACCACCCACCCAUGAUAACCCAUUCAUCUAAGGGGAAGAAACACUGGUUGUAGACCUGAAAUGGUCAUUUAUGAAAAAGAUCUUAGAAUGGAGGUGAAUAAAAUAAAAAUACAUGUAUUUUCAACACGACACGGUUCUGAAGUAAAAACGUUCUCCUCCCCAGAACUCCACGACGGAGGCCAGCGCGGUGGACGAGACCACGGCGGAGGGCUGGGAGAGCCGCAUCCGCCAGUGGACUGACCAGUACGAGGAGGCCACGGCUAACCAGUACAGUGCUGACGUCCAGACACUGCUCCAGCUGCACCGCGCCGCCACCGUUACAGUCGCCGCCGAUGGCGUGGUAGUGGGCAAGAUGACGCCAGCGGCGACGACGACGACCUCACCGGCCCAGGUCAACCCAUCGGCCGACGCCAUGGAUACAAUUAACCGCACGGAGUUGGCGUGCAACAACACGGUGCUUGGCUCUCAGAUGCAGUUACAGCUGGGGCGGGUGACGCGCGUGCAGAAGCACCGGAAGAUCCUGCGGGCGUCAAGGGAUCUGGAGCCAGACACCCUGAUCAUCGAGUACCGGGGCAAGGUCAUGCUCAAACAGCAGUUUGAGGUCAACGGACACUUCUUCAAAAAGUAUGCAUUCAUUCACUACACUUAUUCAUAUGGUUGCAGAAUUCCCCAAAAUUCCAUGCUUUUUCAAGCAGUAUUUAAAAACAAGUGGCAUCUUUGUUUUUUUUUUGCAACCUGACCAACUCAUUUGUAAGAUGUAAAAACUGACAUUUUAAGGUGGAAUAUUUUGGUUUUCAUAUGCUGCACCAUUGCAUGGCUUUUAAAUGUUUUAUGAAGGAAAUUGAGGAUGUAUUCAGGAUAAACACACUUCAGCUGUAAAAUAUUACGCAUAAAUACACAUUUUGACAUGGUUUUGACUUUUUCUAGGCCCUACCCUUUCGUGCUGUUCUACUCCAAAUUCAACGACGUGGGGAUGUGCGUGGACGCGCGGACAUUUGGGAAUGAUGCACGCUUCAUCCGGAGGUCCUGCACCCCCAACGCAGAGGUCAGCCAUCUUGUUUUUUUUUUUCCUUCAAGAAAGGCAUUGGGUGUAUCUCAAUAGUCUACACUUACUCCCUCAUCUCCUCUCCUUAGUUCACCUCACUCAUUUGAAAUGUUAGACCAGGUGAAUUUAGCUCUCACCGUUCCUAGUCUCUUACAUCAGCAUAGAGGAAGGAAAAGAGAUGGGGAGAGGAGGCCAUUUAAGACUAUUGAGACGCACCCUUCUAGAACAGUGGUCUCCAACAGGUCGAUCAAACAAUUCCGAAAGUAGGCCGAUAUGCAAUUUGUCGUGUGUUCCAUUGCAAACUUUCAUAAACAAUCAAUUUGGUAGUUUUUUUCCAGGCCUAAAAAAAAUUGUAUUCUGAUGUGAUUUAACCAUGAACAUGGACAUCCAAUUUCGUUGUUUCUCUAUGAACAAUUGUAAUUUUGAGAGUGAAAAACCAGGAAAAAUACAACUGAGAAAACACUAAUUUAGGAAUAAAUUACAGAUUUUAUUGUGCCCCCCUUAGAGUUGUUUAUUAACCAUUAUUUUACCAGGUAUAUUGACAGAAAACACAGUGCACUACUUUCUCUUGUACACUAAGGACCUGGGGAAGAAUAGCAGGGGAGAAGAGAAGAAUGUUCCUAUUUGAAAGCUAGAAAAAAAUGAGUAGCUUGCGAACAUGUUUCAUAAAAAAAAAAAAAAAGUAGCUCUCAUGCUAGAAAAGGUUGGAGACCCCUGUUCUAGAGGGAAAUGGAUACAAUCAUCGCCAAGCUAAUCCAUAAUGUCUUCUGUCCCCUCUCCAGGUUCGGCAUAUGAUCGCCGAUGGCAUGAUCCACCUCUGUAUCUACGCCGUCACGCAAAUCACCAAGGACGCCGAGGUCACCAUCGGCUUUGACUACGAGUUCAAUAGCUGGUCAGUAUCUAUCAAUCUAUCAAGUAAAUCUGUAAAGCUUUUUUAUAUCAGCACAAAGUUUCUCUCUUUCUUCUCUCUCGCUCGACCCUACAGUGUCCAGCAUCUUUGGGUUUUAGAAAAGCAUGCUAAAAAUCCUAUUGUUAUCGUUAUUACAGUAACUACAAGGUAGACUGCGCCUGCUACAAGGGCAACCAGCACAACUGCCCCGUGCAGAAGCAUAACCUGAGCCCGCGCGAGACCCUGCUCUGCCCCGCCACGGGGUCACUGCCCACGCCCUCCCAGCUCCCGGCACCCACGGGGGCCGAGACGCGGCGGCGGAAGGCCCAGCGGAGAGAGAUGGAGGGGCCAGGCGGCGGCAAGGGACCGUGCGGGACGUCAGACGACAGUAACCAGCCACCCGAGGAGAGUGGCGAGGUCCGGGACACGCUGCAGGGCAACGUCAGCCUGGGCAACAGCGACACAGAGGUGUGUGUGUGUGUGUGAAGUGUUUGUCUUGGUGCAAAGACGUGUGUGUCCGUAUACACAGGAAGUUACCGUUGGUGUGUGUGUGUGUGUGUGUGUGUGUACGUAUAAAGACAGGAUGGGUGGGGUGUAGAGGAUUUUGUGGUGCUUUCCCACAAAGACACACUGGGGUGUGUGUACACUGUGUAAUGAAAAUGUAGGUGCCAUUUAGCAAUCACAAAGUAAUGUGUGUGCAUGUGUGUUACAGGAGGGACUCCUAGAUGGGGUGAAGCUGGAGGAAGGAGAGGAGGAAGAGCUGGACGAGAACGGAGUCCUCAUCUCCAGUAGACCGGUAUGUGCUACAUCACCGCUCUGACACAAUUCCUGUCACACCAACCCACUGUCACUAUCAAAUCAUAGUAUAAGUCUGCAGUUCGUAACCCACUCUCUCUGUCCCUGUAGAAGAGGACGUCCAGCGCAGGGGGCAUGGAUGAGCUUAAACAGGAGGGCCUGGAGUCUGUAGAGGGGAGCGGAGGGAACCCCACGGGGGUUAACGCCGCGCCCCACCAAGCAGGGGUGGGGAUAAGCACCCGCCGUGCCACCUACGUCACCGUGAGUCAGACUUUCCUCCCCCUUACCGCCACAUUCUCUUAUUGAACUUUGUGACCAAUUUUCCAAUUUCAAUAUCGACCCCCCCCGGACCCCCCCCCCCCCCCCCUAACAGAAUCUCUCUCUCUCUCCAGGAACCCUCCUCAGCAGCCGACACAGACAAGGCCCCGGCGUGUACCACUCCCCAUCUGGCCCCUCUCGCUGCACCCUCCAAGCCUCCCCCGGCCCGCUCCUCCAAGCCACGGCCCAAGAGCCGCAUCUCGCGCUACCGCUCCAGCUCGUCGCAGCGAGCCCGGCGCCAGCGGCAGGCCCUGGCCCUGCAGCAGGCGGCCCUGGAGCAGGCGGUGGUGGCCGAGGGGCAGGAGGGUCCCCUGGGGGGCCCCGGGACAGAGCUGGGGAUGGGGGACGGAGCACUGGGAGCUGGGCAGCUCCUCGACGGAGAAGGCCUGAGUGCUCUGAACAAGGGCAACCUGCGCAACCUGCCUAAGACUAAGAAGGUGAGAGGGAUGGGGCUGGCUUCUAACCACCAUAUUUUUUUGGGAUUUAAUUAUUUAUUAUUUAUUUAACCUUUAAUGUACCAGGACAACUCUUUAGUUUUUUUGUAUUACAGCGUUUAUAGGCCAAUAUACACAAAUGUAGAAUUUGGCACUAAAAGUCUCUUCCACCAUUUAUUGUUAAAAAAUAAUUCCAAAAUGUCUCGCUAAAAAGUCCCUUUUAGAAUUUGCCGCUAACAAGUCUUCCAGAAUUUGUUUGCUAACAAUUAUUCCCCCCCGACCCGACCCAGUAUCUGGUGACUGAGUGGCUGAACGACAAAGUGCUGGACAAGGUGGCCCAGCAGGAGGUGCCCACGGUGGAGCGGCAACUGCGCAUCACCACCGACCCCACGGUGCUGGCCACCACGCUCAACAUGCUGCCGGGGCUGGCGGCCUCGCCGCUCAUCUGCACGGCGCCAAAGCACUACGUGCGCUUCGGCUCGCCUUUCAACCCUGAGCGCCGGCGCCGGCCCGUCAGUGUGGACGCCACCUACGGCUCCUUCAAGAAGGUAACAGUGGAUAGAGUUGUGAAGUUGGGGUUAAAUUGGGAAUAGAGGUAGUUGGGAAAUGUAGUGUGACGUGUAGUGGGUGCUUGAGAAGGACAGGGCUGUUUAGAAGUGGAUGCAUCCCAAGUGUACGCUUGUUCACUACCCUUCAUAGGUUUGAAGGAUAUUCAGUAUUCCAUUAUUUUGUCUCAUGCCUGUUUGUGUCUCCCGUCUGUGCAGAGAUGGAUCCAACAAGCCCAGGAUGAGAGCGGGCUGUGCUCUGGGGGCCUGGAGGACGGCACCGAGUCCACCUCCUCCCACCAAAGUAACAGCAGCAGCUCCACCCCCAACCCUUUCAAAGCCGGUAUCUAGAAACUUCUUUUUGGUGUUCACUGUCUACUAACAAGUCUAGUAGCAUUUGUUAUCUAGUACAGACCUGGUUUAUACUAUCCAAAGUCUUUUCAAAUACGUUGAGCAUUUGCAAGGUGGACGAUGUUUGCACUUUUGGGACUUUUCUUUUGGUUCCAUUGCAACAGGUCAGCCAAGCACAGCUGCAGUAUUUGAAAGGUUUCUAAUAGUUUAAAUAGUUUUUUGGAACCUGGGUCUGGUAUAGCAGUCUUGCUGUUGAGGAGAACACUUGCACAUCCUCAGACGUGCCAGCAUUUAGCUGUCAAUUGUCGCCAAUGUUUAGCGUUGAUUAUUAGUCUGGUAUUGUUUUACUUACUUUCUCCUAAUUAGUCCACCAUGUACAUCAUUUAAAUGAACCUAACCCCAAAUGAAGAUCCUUUUCAUCAGUGUGCGCUGACACCUGUCACAGCAGGUCAUCUGACGCUAUUGCUUUCUUUCCCCUCACCCUUCUUUCCGAUACAAAGAACUGGCGGCGCCCCCUAAGAAGCGGCGGUCCAUAUAUGGCCCGGAGGUGGAGGCAGCGCCACCUUUGCCCGGCUCAGAAGAGCACGGUCUGCUAUUGCGGCCCCUGUCGCCCAUCACGCCCCCGCUGCCCUCGGACCACCCCCUGCUCAGCCCCGCCUCAUACGCCGCUGCCGCGCUGCUGGAUUGCUACGGCGACGAGGAGCGCCGGCGAUCCAACAGCAUUGCUGGCUACUCGCCACUGCCCUCGCUGCCAACCAGCCGCUGCAACACGCCACUGCAGUUUGAGGUACUUUGGAAGGAUGCAGAGAACACACCCACAGGACAGAAAUACUCUCACACACAUGCACACACACACACACAGAGGACAUACUGAGCGUGUGUCAAUUGGGUACCAGAACAUAUGAAAAUUCUGCAUACAGAACUACAGUGCAUAAACAUGGUUGUUUUCACUGUGCUGUCUAUCUGUUUCUAAUGGUAUUUCAUGUCUCUCGCUCUUCUACCCAUCCAGAACAUAUCAUCUCCAGAAGCCUCUCCUGUGCACAGGCCAGAUUCAAUCUCUCCAGAGGUAGGCAUUCAUCCCACAGAUCCAGAGUAGCUGUGAGAGCACUGGAGACGGGGCUAGAUGCGUUAGCUUUAGCGUCACCGGAUAGGGAACACGGGACAGAUGAUGUUUUUCUUUGUCACAGGUUUUGUUUCGUAACUCUUUCCCUUUCUUCUUCCUCCACCUGUAGCCGUGUCUGCAACCGGACUUUGAUGCCCCGCGCUGCGCCCUGCAGUUCCCCGACUUGUCCUCGGGCCUCGAUGGGCCCGUGCCCGCCAUGUCGGACGACUUCUCUCUCCUCUUGGCAACAGGGCCUCCUCCCCCCGACACGCAGGGGCCGCUGGCUUCCAUGGUGGGCGGGGGAGGCCUCCUCACUCCCCUGGCGCCAGGCACCCCGUCCGAGUCGGCACAGCAGGCUAGAGAGCAGAGCUUCAGGACUGAGUUCAACCUCAUCUAUACCUGCUCCCCGCUCAACGCCAACCUGGGCAACCCCGCCACCACCGACAGGCGCCUCAGCCAAUCGGAGGGCAGCUUCUCCCCGGCCGAGUCCUUCUACAGCACCGUGAGUGGCCAAGGGCCCCUGGUGGAGGCAGGGCCUGGCUCUCUGUCGCCCUACGGCGAGCCGCACUAUGGCGGGGGCUACCCUGACAGCGGCACGCCGCCCCACCACACCAGCAACCCACCGCAGAAAAAGAAGGCAAGUCCUCCAACUCUCUCAGCUUCUUCCUGCUUUAGUUCCCCCCCCCCCCCCCCCCCCCCCCCCCGAAGAAAUUGUACUAUUAACAAAGAUAUUUGUGUUUAAAUUAAACUCCCAAAUGGGGGUAUGAUCGGUAGGUCAUGUCUGUAGCGGCAGUAUGGAAGAAGUGCCUACCUGCUUAUUGGUAUAAUGUCCAAAUUUGAGGGGAAAGAGUGAAAUAGAGUGUGGUAGAGUAUGUGCAAACUGAAUGGCUGCUCAGUCAUUGUAGUAUUUCCUUGCUUUGUGUUGUCCAUUCACUUUGUGUCAAAUGGACUCAGUUAUUCCACAUCGAGAUAAUUAAAUCAAAAUAGACGCGGGGUAACAAUUGUUAUACAUUUAUACUUUCGAGGCUCUCAGUUCAGUGGGCGCAUUUACUCUGUACUGUCUUUAGAAACAAAUAAUGCCAAACUUCUACUACUUCUAGAAUGAUUUACACAUUUCUCUUUCUUUAUGUGUAUUCUGUCUUUCCUACUGCAGCUAGCCCAACAGGUUGUGUGUUCUGUCGACCCUCUCCCCACCCUCCCACUCCCCCUAUGCUCCUCCUGAAACCUUUGCCAAGUCUUUAUUCCACUGUUUCUUCCAAGGCAGAGGGCCAACCUGCAAACCGUUAGUCUGCUGACAGGACAGCCAGGUUACCAGGCUAUAGCAGUAAGACGUGAAUACAAGACAGUACACAAUAUGGUGAAUAUUUCCAUACCAUUUAGAAGUGUGCAUGUAAAUAUUGUUUUGCAUCCGCAUACAAACCCCACGCCCCGCCCCAAACCCGCCUUCUCCAAAAACGUACAUGAGUAUGGCCUAUUAUAUCAAAACACCUCUAUAUCAGAAACACCUCUAUAUCAGAAACAUGGUCACCCCAUCGUCUCGGAGCGCCGUGCUACGAGCCUGAUGGUUCAUGAUGUCAUAUCCGGCUGCCGAGGUUGGGCUGGGCCAUGUUGGCGUAGGCUUCACUGGCCAUUCGUCUAUGGUCCAUCUCAUCCAUAGUUCUGUCCCCCUGUGCCCGCACCCCCUUUCACCAGCCUUGACCCAUGCCCAAGUCCGAUCCAUACCAGCAGUAUGGCCAAUGCCCAUCUAAGAACCAUACUAGCAGCCCUUCAAGAGGCACCGCUAAGGGCCCAAGGACAAUCAGAAGGUCCAUAAAAGUAGUCUUUGAGGUCCAAUCAGAAUCAAAAGGCCCUAACAAGUACAGUAGUCCUCAGGUCCGAAACCCCUACUGUGUGGCGAUUCUUCAAGUCCUAGGUUCUAGGUGGGGCCUCCUGAGGGCCCCCCCCCUCCUCUCGGCCCUCUUUGGGUUGAACUCUCCGCCCCCCGAUAGCCAUGAUAUCGGACUGUCCAUUCAGCCAGCCUUCUCCAUCUCUCAUCCCCACCCCCUCCUUGAGUCUCCUGCCUGUGCCAUGAUGACAUUCUGCCGGGCUGUUCUCUCUCAUUCUCUUGAGUGUGGGUGUAUGUACCGUACGUGAGUGCCCCGUGGUUCUGUUUUUGUCGUGUUUCCUUUUUUCUGUUUUGUUUCUUGCCUCGCAGUGGUUGCUUUGUGUUGUGAUGUUUCAUUUGAUGGUAAUGAUGAUGUUAAGUUGCCUGUGCUGAUGUUUCAUUUUGGCCUGUUACUAACUAUCCACAAAGGCUUCAAAUGUCAAACAGAACUGUGUUGCGUGACAACCCAUUUAGAACAUGAUAGCUUCCCGAUUCUGGUAAUAACACUGAUGCCAAUAUCAAUACUCUGGGACAAAAAGCCAUUUUCGUUGCCAUUCAGCAGGGUUUUGUCCCGACACUGUAGGGAGAGAGUGCUAAAGCUACACUGGAUUGCGUCUUUGUUUUUCUGUUAUUCUCGAAGUCGACUGAUUCAAAUUGUCAGCCAAGGUAUUGUAUUUUUUAAUAAAAUGCAAAUUAUUACUUAAAUAUCAUACAAUGUGAUUUUCUGGAUUUUUGUUUUAGAUUCCGUCUCUCACAGUUGAAGUGUACCUAUGAUAAAAAUUACAGACCUCUACAUGCUUUGUAAGUAGGAAAACCUACUUAGCAAAAUCGGCAGUGUAUCAAAUACUUGUUCUCCCCACUGUAUGUAUCCACGUCAGAUAACCACAGCAACAGAGGAUGUUCACCAAUCAUGGAACAAAAUAGAACUUCCAGGAUGGUAGAAGUAGAAGAUUGGUGACCUGUAGUUUCUCUUCCGUUUAGGGUUUGGUAACAUUUUGGAUGUUUGGUCAGUCAGUUGAUAACAUGUAAGCGAAAGUGCAUUCAAGGUAAGUCGUCUAACAGUUGAGUUGAUGCAUGACAUCUGACCAUACCGCCAUACUGUACUGGUGAAUAAUCACUAGUGUCGCAAUGCAACCAAUGGUAUUGUACCAAUGUGUGACAUCAUGGUGAGUGUGUGUGACCUCAUGGGACUAAUGCUGUACAUAUGGCUGACUAGGGAUGGUUCUUUUCCCUCGACUCCUCAGGUGUCUCUGCUGGAGUACCGUAAGAGAAAGCAGGGGAGCAGCAAGGACCCAGAGCCCGGGUGUAGCUCCCUGGGCACCCCCACCCGCCCCAGCUCCAUCUGUGCCAGCGCCGAGUCCCCCGGAGGCCUCCGUUCCUUCCACCUGCAGCCCCCGGCCUCCCCCCACAGCUCCUUCUCCUCCCCCACCCACUCCUCCAUCUCACAGAUAGAGGAGGUGAGCCCCCCAGAUAACCAACACAACAGCACCACCUCCCACGCUCCAGGACCAGCAACACAGCAGCAGCCUGGGGCUCAGGAAGGCACCAGCCACUGGUAAGACUAGACACCACAUCACAUCCUCUCACAGCACUUUGUUCCCUGUCAGUGUUUCCAGACAUAUCCAUCUUUGCUCUCCCACCUUUUGUGUGACGUGUUGUGGGAUUUGAGACCAUUUGCUUGUUAUGGCAAAGGUGGGAACAUCAGCAACCUGAGCGCCAUGCAGUGUCUCCAGACAUAGCCAGCUGAUCUGAACAUAAGUUGGGACAUAUAAAAUCUGCAAUGCGGAGAACACGGACGGAAUCACGGAAUCCAGACAUUAAAGUGGAAUUCAACAAUAUAAUUUUUUUUAUUGGACUUAGUAGGAAAUCAAAUAAAUGUAUUGAACUUAUUAGAAAAGUAAUUACUGUAAUUUUCGGACUAUAAGCCGCGCCUUUUUCCCCAUUUUUCGACCCUGCGGCUUAUAUAACGGUGCGGCUAAUCUAUGGAUUUUUACAGCUAACGGCCACUAGAAGACCUCCUAAAUCUAUGGAUUUUACAGGUUACAGUCCACCAACUUUAACUCUUUGGGCUCUAUGACCGGUCCGCGCCCCCCACCUUUAAGCGGCGGGCUCCAGCAGGAAAAGCUGGAGGCUGUAAAAGAGUGAGACAGGUAGCGCGCAAAAGUAAAAGUGGAACCGAGAGUGGUACGAGAGACAGAACGAGAGCAAGACAGACAGACAUUACGAGAGCGAGACAGUUUGUGCAAAGGAAGUUUUCAUGCACAAACCCUCAUUAUGGAAAACAAACGUAGAAAUGCAUUUGAUGCAGCUUUUAAGUUAAAGGCAGUCAAUCUGGCUGUAAAAGAAGGAAAUAGAGCUGCUGCACGUAGCCUUGGCAUCAAUGAGUCAAUGGUGAGACGUUGGAGACGCCAGCGGGAAGAACUGUAUCAAUGCAAAAAUUCAAAAAAAGCUUUCAGAGGUAUGCAAAUAUGCAACUUGUUUGUUGAAAUGUUAAUAAAUGGGAGCUUCCUCAAGCAGCCAUCUCUUUCCCGACAAUCCCCUCUGUGCACGUACCCUUACAUAUGGUAAUUAAACAUUAAAACACCUGCGGCUUAUAGUCCAGUGCGGCUUAUAUAUGUACACAUCAUUCAAUUUAGCUGCUGCGGCUUAUACUCCGGUGCGCCUUUAUAGUGCGGAAAAUACGGUAAUUAGCCCAAGUUUACCAUAAGACAUGAACAGAGGGCAUCAGUAAUUCAUAUUUUCCUUCAACUUCUCGGCACAGGAAUGCCCCUACCAGUGUGCGCAGUGCGUGCAUAUUUCAACCACUUUGUGUACCCGUUAGCGAUUAUGCUAAUGAUAACCGUCUUUUGGUAGAUGGAAAGGUUUCCCAAAAACCUUCUUAAUUAAAUGUUAACUACAAAGUAGCCUAUGCCUGCCUGGCAGAAUGAUAUCAUGAUUAUUUGCAUUAAUUCGGUGGGCAUUUGCAUUCACAUGUCUUGCUGGUGUGCAGUUGAAUUAAAGGGUAACUACACUCAUAAAAAAAAUCUUACAUUUUUCCCAGACCUCAAAAGUGGCCUCCUGAUGUGGUGUAAGCAUUGUUGUGGACUUGGAACUUCAAAUAUGGUUGUUUUCCUAUUAAAAAAUAGGUGAUUUUGAAAGCGAAACAUGAAAAAUUGGCAGAAAAACUAAACGGAAUUGGGCAAAAAAAAAUGCACAGAAUUUAUAGGGUCCUACAUAAGCCCCUUGUGUGUGACUGAACGUACUGUACAUGACGGUGUUGGUGUUUUGCUCUGGUCCAGGAUGGUGCCCACGACAGUUGAGCGGCUGAGGGAGGGCCAGGGCGUCUUAGAGCGGGUACUGAGGGGCUCCCUCAAGCUGGACCGUGUGCUGAAGAGAACGGACGGCUCGGCUGCAGACAAGGACCCUGGUACUGCACUCGUUUUCACCACCAGUUGUUCUGGUUUUCACAUGAAUGAAGUAGUAGCAAAUUCAAGCCAGAUGUCCUCCUGUCCCAAUUUUAGUCUAGACUAAAACAGACGUCUAGUCUGAAAUAUAGAGGUAUGUUUAGGCUGGUUUGUCUUGGUUUUCUUGUCUAGGUUUGUCUUGUCUGAAAUGUAGAUACAGUAUCUAGCCUAGUCUGGAACAAAGACGUUUGCCAAAUUCAUUUCAGAUUCAGAGGCUUCAGGGAAUGCGCAUGCAUGUACCAUCUGUUCUCCUGUUAAGCUUGUGUCCUGUUAUGUUUAUCCCAGAUGCAGACCGGUAUGAAAUCCAGACGGUACCCCUGGCCUCUCCCAUGAAAAGCCCACAGAGGUACAGCCCGUCUGUCUACACACAUCAGGUAUGGUGUCCCUUGUAAUUUGUGAGAGUUUAGUGUUUUCUUUUGCUUGGUUUUGUUUUGUCUGGCCUGGUUUUUGUUUUGGCACUCUUGUGUUUGGAUAUUAAUUAGUUUGAGCUGUGUACUAGGGUGUCAGGUGAAUUUAGUGUGUUUUGUCGUUCUAAGGUGCAGCCCCCCUUAUCGGAGAGCCACCACCAGACAGCGGACAGUCCGGCCUUCCUUCAGCAGAGCGUGUCCUCUCCAUUCCGUGGCUCCUACAGCCCCUCGGCUCCCCCCCCCUCAGGCCAGGGCUUCUACCCUCGCCUGUCCUCCCACUCCGGCCUGUCUCAAGACCCCUCGCAGCAGCAUCAACAACAGCCCCUCAACCCCCUGUCCUCCUUCCCCAACCAAACCACCUCCACUGCAGACUCAGCGCUGUGUGGGGCCUCCAGAUCGCCAGGAGGCCCCCUGCACCAGCCGAGCGGCAGCAGCAGUAUGGACGGGUCUCACAUGUACAGUGGCGGUAGCCACCUAAAAGCCAGCCUCUUGAACAGUGGGUUGUCGGGGUCUCCCACCCCUGGCUCCAGGGCUCACGGCAACCCUAAAACAGACUUGGGUGCGGCAGGGAACCCGGCGUCCCACCACGCCUCCAGACUGAGCCAGCAGCAGGCGUCCCGGAGCCUGAAACCAGGCAGCCCCGGGCAGACAGUGCUGCAGGCCGGCUCCAGGCUUCUGGCGGCCUCCACCGGCCAACACUACCCGCAGCGCGGGACACCCCUCAGUCAGUUCCAGCACCCCCCCAUACAGGGGUCAGGAGUAAGGACAAAGUCAGGAAGCUUUUAGGACGUUGUUUGUGUGUGUGUGUGUGUGUGUUUGCGAGAGCGCGUGUGAAAUCGUGUACCUCCUCUCUUAAACCCUGUGGAGAAACUAGGCUUGGGGGAGGGGAUAUGUACAGACCUAAGAGGACUCGGCUUCUAGUGUGGAUUUCUCCUUUCUUAUUUUCUUUUGUUUUAUCUGAAAAUAAAUUACUGCAUUCUACACAUGGCUAAUUGUGGGACUUCAACCUCAUCAAGGAAUCAAUGGAAAAGAGAAAAAAGCUAAUGUGUAAUUUCAAAUUGCCCUGACAUGAACAGACUGUGUAAAACAGGCUAAGUAGAUGGUAAAACUCAACCACGAUUAUCUGUACAAAGUGUUUUCUUUGUUUUCUUUUUAAAGAAGCGUACCUAUUGUUUUGGUACCUGAUUUGAUAAUGCUGAGAUGGCAGGUGUAACUCAGCAGAGACUUUGUCGAGGUUACUUUUUGGAUUUGGCUAGAAGCCGGGUCAGUCCUGCAGUAUAAGUGUUUCGUUUGAAAAGGGGAAACAAUACGAGCAAGAGCGUAUGUGUGUGUCAUCCGUUAUAAAGAUGCAGAGGGUGGCAAACGAGCUGCCUAAAAAUCAUUCCUUAUGAUUUCCAGCUUUUUGUGUCUCAAACUUAGCCAAUUUCUGAAAACUCUUGAUCUGUAUUUUACUGUUCAUUGAUUUUCUUCUGCUCUUUUUUUCUUUCCUACCUGACUCUGUUGAUUUGAUGUAUUACUACUUCUCAGUAGAUUUGCUAUAUUGUACUUGAGUCAUACAGAUCUUGUAAUUCAUGGUGCUGCAGUUGUUUUCGUCUUUUUAAAUUAUUUACAUUCAAAUCCAGUUAUGUUCCACACAAACCGGUUGAUUCAACUCAUCUGUAAUUUGGAAUCAGACUUUUGCCAGAAAUACAUCCUAGUAAUCGUUAACUUUUUAUUGUGCUAAGAAGCCGAAUACAUUUUUUUCCUUCUUUACUCCGUUGUUGGGUUUGUUGUCUCUUGAAUCCUGUCGGAUUCUUUUUAUGAAAAUGUAUUGAGAAUAUAUUUUUUCUCUCCCUCUGACCAAUCCUUGCAUUCCGUAUGCCACCUAAGAAAAUAGGAGGAUAAUCUAUGGCGGAAUUUGUUUGAAUGGUAUAAAAAAAAAAAAAG
Coregonus sp. 'balchen' is the source of this 40068-nucleotide messenger RNA. NCBI's taxonomy places the organism in Eukaryota, Metazoa, Chordata, Actinopteri, Salmoniformes, Salmonidae. The record is from the annotation of a GenBank genome assembly.